AUGGAGAUCGACGCCGACAACCUGAGCGCCACCGAGCUCCGCCUCGGCCUGCCUGGGACCAGCAGCAGCGACGACUGGCAGAAGAAGCCGUCGCCCUCCGUCGGGGCCAAGCGCGCGCUGGACGACACCAGGAGCGAGGCCUCGGGGACCAGCCCGGCCACCGCCGGAGACCUCGACCACGACACCGCCGCGCCUCCAAAGGCGCAAGUGGUUGGAUGGCCGCCGGUGAGGGCGUACAGGAAGAACACCUUCCAGGCGGCGGCGGCGGCCAAGAAGGCCGAGCAGCAGCAGGGAGGAGGCCUGUAUGUGAAGGUGAGCAUGGACGGGGCGCCGUACCUCAGGAAGGUGGACCUCCGGAUGUACAAGGGGUACAGGGAGCUCAGCGACGCGCUGGACGCCCUCUUCACCAAGUCCAUCUCUGCCGCUGCCGCCGCUGCGGAGGGCGGCGAACACCAGCACGCCAUCGCCUACGAGGACAAGGACGGCGACCUCAUGCUCGUCGGAGACGUGCCCUGGGAUAUGUUCAUCUCUUCAUGCAAGAAGCUCAGGAUAAUGAAGGGCUCUGAGGCCAGGUGA
Miscanthus lutarioriparius is the source of this 576-nucleotide messenger RNA. The record is from the annotation of a GenBank genome assembly. Lineage: Eukaryota; Viridiplantae; Streptophyta; Magnoliopsida; Poales; Poaceae.